This is a messenger RNA of Athalia rosae (coleseed sawfly), 1150 nucleotides long. It is a transcript of the gene ClpP, whose product is annotated as ATP-dependent Clp protease proteolytic subunit, mitochondrial. Lineage: Eukaryota; Metazoa; Arthropoda; Insecta; Hymenoptera; Athaliidae. Gene Ontology annotation, cellular component: endopeptidase Clp complex. Bases 337 to 1056 code for a protein of 239 amino acids. The record is from RefSeq and is a predicted model, not a curated record. The transcript has 4 exons. Gene Ontology annotation, molecular function: ATP-dependent peptidase activity; ATPase binding; serine-type endopeptidase activity. Gene Ontology annotation, biological process: protein quality control for misfolded or incompletely synthesized proteins.
CAGUGAUAGCUUGGUAUUUGUUGGUGGAGUGUCUAUUCUAUGUAUGCAAUUAUACUUGGUGAAGAUACAAAUAUAAUCAAAGUUAAAAAAUACGUUAGAUUAAACUUGUCUGUUUGAAAAGGGUUUGAUCAACGCCGGGCGUGGACUCAAGUCAGGCCCUGUUCGUUAGAAAUUAUACAAUUGAAAUUUUUUUUGUAUCAAGAUAUUUGAGUUAAUCCCACAGUGCGUAUUUUCACAUAUUUUCCACUUCGAUUCCUGCUAUCAGUGGUCCAUUAUCAUUCGUUUCUCUUCUAUGACUUUAGCUCGGUGGUUAUUUUAAUUAUUCAAGAAAUCGAAAUGUUACGAAAUACCUACAAACUGCUGCAUGCAAUGAAUGGAACCCAGGCAACGGUAAAACGGAUGUUAAAUCUCGUUCCCGUUGUUGUUGAACAAACUGGCCGCGGUGAACGAGCAUAUGAUAUUUAUUCUCGGCUUCUCAAGGAGCGAAUUAUUUGUCUUAUGGGACCGAUAACAGAUGAUGUCUCAUCUCUUGUGGUCGCACAAUUAUUAUUCCUUCAGUCAGAGAGUAGUAAAAAACCAAUUCACAUGUAUAUCAAUUCACCUGGAGGGAGUGUUACAGCGGGCCUAGGAAUUUAUGAUACAAUGCAAUACGUAUUGCCACCUGUAGCAACCUGGUGCGUUGGUCAGGCAUGUUCAAUGGCCAGCUUACUCCUAGCCGCUGGAGCGCAUGGGAUGCGACACUCUUUGCCUAAUGCUAGAAUUAUGAUCCAUCAACCCUCUGGAGGUGUCCAAGGUCAAGCAACAGACAUCCAAAUUCAGGCAGAAGAAAUCAUCAAAUUGAAGAAGCAGAUAAAUAGGCUUUACGUUAAACAUACUGGACUUGAACUGCUGCGAAUAGAAAACAGCAUGGAAAGGGACAAGUUUAUGUCGCCAACUGAUGCGAAGGAGUUCGGGAUAAUAGACAAAGUGUUAGAACACCCCCUGCAGGAAAAGGACGAUAGCAAUUCUUCGUCACAAUUGUUAGAAAACAAUGUGAAUAGCUCCCCAGCACCUUGAAUUUUGAUGGAAAUGGAUUGGUUGUAAAUAGCAGAGCCUAUUAUAAAACGUUUUUAUUAAUAAUAUAAUAUUUAAUAAACAAAGAUAAAACUGU